Mucor velutinosus is the source of this 1905-nucleotide messenger RNA. RefSeq names its product phospholipid transporting ATPase. NCBI's taxonomy places the organism in Eukaryota, Fungi, Mucoromycota, Mucoromycetes, Mucorales, Mucoraceae. The transcript is spliced from 7 exons. Gene Ontology annotation, cellular component: membrane. The record is from RefSeq and is a predicted model, not a curated record. Gene Ontology annotation, molecular function: glycosyltransferase activity. The coding region runs from base 1 to 1905 and encodes 634 amino acids.
AUGACCAUGACAAUGUACAAUAUCAACAAAAAGAGCUGUCGGUUUUUAGUUGGGCUGCUGUUCAUGGCAGUGCUGGUGUAUCUGUUUCAAGCGGGCACAUUCAGCAAGAGCACAUUCAUGACAAAAGGAUCUUCAGAGACUACUAAUUUAUCGAAUUGGGAUGCCACCAGCAACAAUAGAAGCGCUCAGGUUGACAUCAUCCAGCAGCAACAGCGACCUAAUGAAAAGGCCUUUGUUACAUUCUUGUGUGAUGAUGUGAUGGGCGAGGCAACCGAAGUGCUGGUCUACUCUCUUAAACAGACCAACACCAAACAUGAUAUCGUUGUGUUGGUACUGGAUGAUGUGACACAGAUGGUUAGAAGCAGACUAGAAUAUCUUGGCGCAAAGAUCAUUAAUGUCGAUCAGAUCAAGUAUCCUUGGGAUUCCAGUUCCGCUAGAAGAAAAGGUUUCAACAAGGCCUGUCGAUAUUCCAAGCUAAAUCUAUGGAAUUUGACGCAAUAUGACAAGGUGGUAUUUUUGGAUGCAGAUACAAUGGUUGUGAAUAACAUCGAUGAACUCUUUGGCUAUCCUCAAUUCACGGCUGCUGUUGAUAUCGGUGGUGUAUUGAACACGGGUGUGUUUGUUGCUGAACCCAAUGCCGAGACCUACAAGGACAUCAUGGCUACUUAUGAGAAUGCACCCAGUUACAACAAGGGAGACCAAGGUUUCUUAAAUUACUAUUUUAAUCAGACAGCGAAUCCAUUGCCUGGUAAUUACAACUUGAUGAUCAAAUUUACCCAUUUCUCAACACUAGCCUCUGAGUUUGUCACCAAGAAUACUGUCAAGGUUUUACAUUUUACCAGCGAAACGAAGCCUUGGAAUUUUUACUUUUUGCAUCAACGUGAAUGGAGAGAGAAUUACGACGGAUACCUGUUUGGCUUAUGGACUCGAUCUCUUCGCAACAUGCGCUCUCAAUUGAUAGAAGGCGGCUUAUGGACAUCCACCAACGACUGGGAAAACAAGGGUCGUGUAGCAAACAUCUGUGAUCGCCGUCUCAAGAGCAAUUAUGGACGCAGAUACCCAAGAAAGAAUCAAUUCACUGUUAUCGUCACACUCAACAAGCCUUCCAUCAACAAGCAGUAUUUAGAGCAGAUGCUGCGCAUGUACGCAUCCUCCAAGAAGGUCCAUCAAAUAUUUAUCAAUGGAAACUCAAUCAAGGAUCAGCACGGCGAACGAUUUAGUUUGAAUCAAGCAUAUCUCCGUAGUCUGAAGCUUCGCAAGCCUGUCAAAGCCGUUGCUCGUGGGUCCUACAACACCGUGAAUUGGAAGUUCAGCCCUAUUCAAGGCAUUACCACUGAUGCCGUCUAUCUAGCAGAUGAAAAUAUCAUCACAUCACUUGAAGAUCUUGAAUUUGCCUAUGAUUUGUGGAAAAAAAAUAUGGAUUCCAUUGUUGGGUUCAAAUCAGAUGCCCACAGCCUACAAACCGCUACCAACAGCUAUACAUUUGUAGAAAAUGUUGAUAGUGCCAGUCGCUACAGUAUGAUCAGCAACAACAUGUUUUUGAAAUCUGACUUUUUGUACGGUUAUACGUGUAUCAUGCCCGAGGAAAUCCAUCAAUACAUCGAUACAUACCCAACAUGUCGCGAUAUUGCUAUCAAUAUGCUUGUGAGUGGACAAACUGGCUCAAGUCCCAUCUUGGUGAAGGCUGAUUAUGUGUUUGAAUUCGAAGACAACCAUCCUCAAACCAUUCGUCAACGCUCUCAAUGCAUCAACGAAUUGUCUGCCCUGUUCAACGGUAAGAAUCCACUCAACUUAAAUAAUGAGGUUGUGUCCAAGAUGUCGCCAGACCAAGUGAAUACACCAGCGUCUUGGGAUACUUGGGCUUCUAGUAUAGCGGCUAUCAAGGCAGAGAAGAAUUCAGCAUAA